AUGUCCGAACAGAAGCGCAACAGUGAAAAUCACUCGCCCUCCCAGAACCUCGGGGCGAAGACGAGAUUCGAUGAUACGUCGGACAACACAGAAGAAACCUAUGGCAGGCUUUCAAUAGCCAGCAAGAUGUCCCGGUCACACGACCACACCAAAAGACCGUUGACACUUCCAGAUCCGGACUCAUUCCGAAGGCUCUCUGCCAGCCCGUUUCAAAAUGGGAGGACCUCACCGUCUCUAGCAGCAGACUAUUCGUCGCCGAUGAUACGACCGCCCCGGGAGACGACAAAACUGGCGCGGUUCUGGCUGGCCAACAAGGGCGUCGUGUUGGUGGCCCUCUCACAACUCUUUGGUGCCCUCAUGAACUUGACCGCGCGCCUCCUCGAGCUCGAAGGAGAGGGUAUGCACCCGCUCCAGGUGCUUUUCGCCAGACAAAGCGUCACCAUGGCCUGCUGCUGCACCUACAUGUACUGCAUGAAGACGCCCGAUUUUCCCUUCGGCCAGAGGGAGAUUAGGUGGCUUCUCAUCGCGAGAGGUGUAACAGGCUUCUUCGGCAUCUUUGGCAUGUGGUACUCGAUGAUGUACCUCCCCCUCGCCGAGGCCACCGUCAUCACUUUUCUGGCCCCCAGCGUCGCCGGCUACGUCUGCUACCUAGCCCUCCGGGAGCCCUUCACCCGUAACGAGCAAAUCGGCACUGUGAUCGCCUUCUUCGGGGUCGUCCUCAUCGCCCAUCCGACCUCGCUCUUCUCUGGCGACUUGACGUCCUCCGCCGCCGCCGCCGCCGCCGCCGCCAAUGCGCCGGAACAGCACGGCUCGGGCAACGGUACCAUAGCAUCGACAUUGCCUGGGCUGCAUCACCAGACCACGACGGCGGAGCGGCUGACGGCGAUCGGAGUCGCGAUACUGGGCGUAUUUGGCGCCGCGGGUGCCUUCACCACGAUUCGAUGGAUCGGGAAGCGUGCGCAUCCGCUCAUCUCCGUCAACUACUUCGCGACUUGGUGCACCAUCGUCUGCACCGUCGUCCUCACGGCCGCGCCGCUACUCGAGAUCGGGCAGCCCGCACUGCGGUGGGGCCUGCCUCAGACGCCGCGGCAGUGGCUUUUCCUGGUGCUGCUGGGCAUGUUUGGAUUCGUCAUGCAGUUUCUUAUGACGGCGGGUUUGGGCACGGACCGAUCGAACAGGGCGAAUGCCAUGGUGUACACGCAUAUGCUCUUUGCGGCAGGCUUCGACCGGUUUAUCUUCGGGAACGUGAUGGGGUGGAUGAGUCUUGCCGGCUGCGGCCUCAUCAUAGGGAGCGCCUUGUGGGUCGUUUUGACCAAGAAGACGCCGGUGCCGAAAAGGGAGGCGGUGGCGGACGUCGAGGUCGCGAACGUUCGAGAUACCGAAGCCGUUCCAAUGUUGGCGGACAUGGACGGCGGGAGGGACGACGAAUUUGAGCUUCAAAUGGUGAGAUGA
This is a messenger RNA of Colletotrichum higginsianum IMI 349063, 1452 nucleotides long. RefSeq names its product Integral membrane protein DUF6. Bases 1 to 1452 code for a protein of 483 amino acids. The record is from RefSeq and is a predicted model, not a curated record. Gene Ontology annotation, cellular component: membrane. The transcript has a single exon. NCBI's taxonomy places the organism in Eukaryota, Fungi, Ascomycota, Sordariomycetes, Glomerellales, Glomerellaceae.